This is a messenger RNA of Tribolium castaneum (red flour beetle), 2221 nucleotides long. RefSeq names its product tubulin polyglutamylase ttll6. The record is from RefSeq and is a predicted model, not a curated record. NCBI's taxonomy places the organism in Eukaryota, Metazoa, Arthropoda, Insecta, Coleoptera, Tenebrionidae. Gene Ontology annotation, molecular function: tubulin-glutamic acid ligase activity; tubulin binding. Bases 285 to 2093 code for a protein of 602 amino acids. The transcript has a single exon. Gene Ontology annotation, cellular component: cilium. Gene Ontology annotation, biological process: protein polyglutamylation; microtubule cytoskeleton organization.
GCCUGUUUGCAGUAAAACAGCAGCCGCCAAACACACAAACACUGCACUAGGUGUCAACAUUGUCAAGGAGCAAUCAUAACUAAAGCAACCGUUGAAGAAAGUAGUCUGUUCCCGUUCUCCUUGACAUUGUUAUCGGUCCGCUCAUCGACUCCAUUAAGGGUCAUCGCCUCAAAUUCAUUCACAAAGUCAUUCAGCUCAUUUUCGCAACCAAAUCCCCGCCCGAAAUAAAUGACGUUGACAGUUUAAUCAAAAUUCGUGACCCGAUUUAAUUUCGUCAUCCUCCUAUGGCUGAAGAUUCCAAAAGCAGCGACGCCUCAGACAGUUCCUCAGAGAGUCCGAAUGAACCCGUUAAACUCGAAAAACCGAUACCAAAGCCCCUCAUCCAGGGGAAAGUCACGAAAAAACGGAAAAACAUCAUUUCAGUGUGUCUGACAAAUUGCCGCUAUGAAGUCAUUCGGAAAAUUGCUGCCAAAUUUGCGUACAAAGAGGUGAGCGAAAGCGAAAACUGGAACUUGUACUGGACCGACCUCUCCAUCACGGUCGAGCGGUGCAAGGAAAUGAAGCGCUACCAGAAAAUCAACCACUUUCCUGGAAUGCUGGAAAUUUGCCGCAAGGAUCUCCUGGCACGGAAUCUGAACAGAAUGCUCAGACUUUUUCCAAAGGAGUAUAAUUUUUUCCCAAGGACUUGGUGUCUGCCUGCCGAUUUGGGCGAAGCCCUCACUUAUAGUAGACUGCGUCGGAACCGGACUUUUAUACUAAAACCGGACGCCGGGAGCCAAGGACGCGGAAUUUUCGUAACGAAAAGUUUGAAAGACAUUAGGCCCUGUGAUAGGGGCGUUUGUCAAGUCUACAUCAACAAACCGUAUCUUAUAGAUGGUUACAAGUUCGACUUGAGAAUAUACACCUUAAUCACAUCGUGUGACCCUUUACGAAUUUAUAUUUACGAAGAGGGUUUGGUCAGAUUUGCUACCACAAGGUACAAGGAACCUAACGCAGUUAACAUCACCAAUGUCUUCAUGCAUUUGACAAACUAUGCGGUCAAUAAGUACAGCCGCACGUACAACCAAGACACUGAGGAAGGUAGCAAAAGAAAAUUGUCGUGGUUUAACAACUAUUUGCGAAAGUUGGGCCACGAUGUUGAGGGUAUUUGGAAAAGAAUCGACGAUGUUAUCAUUAAAACUGUGAUUAGCGCAGCUCCUGUUCUCAAGCACAGCUACGCUGCUUGUUUCCCAAACCAUGACGUGAUCCCGGCUUGUUGCGAGCUACUAGGAGUCGAUAUAAUCCUGGAUAAAAGACUAAACCCCCAGAUUCUAGAAGUGAACCACUCUCCUAGUUUCCACACAGACACUGCUCUAGACUGGGAGAUUAAAGAAUCUCUCCUUUCGGACAUGUUCGCAAUGAUGAACUUAGACAAGUGUGACAAAAGAAAAGUCAUGAGAGAAGACCGAAAACGUAUAAGGGAAAGAUUACUACACGGUAAAGACCACCAGCCUCCAGUUGUUGUCAGCUUUGACGAUUAUUACCGCCACGAAAUGAACAGUCGCGGAGGCUUUCGCCUAGUUUACCCAAGCCAGGCAACCAAAGUACACUACAACAAAUUUUUCGAUCAAGGCCAAGGCUCCUUAUAUUCCGAAACUGCAGCUAGUCGAGCCAGAGAAGCGGCUCAGAAUGCUCUCCGAGACGAAAUGCAGCUGAAAGCGAGGUUGGAAGCAGCAAAACGAGUGGUGAUUCCACCAAUUAAACCCACACCGCCCAAAAAACAAGAAAGCCCGAAUCUGAGUCAAAAACCAACGUCCAAAUCUACCGCAGUUUUGUCGGUAAUGAGUUCCUCAGAACCACAAAUGAUCGUCGAAUCGGAGGAAAGAGAUCGCCUCCAAAAGCUGGCUCAGCGGGAGUAUCUUAUUCGAAGUCACGGUAUUUUGGAACAUGUCUAUUUUUCAAUGAAGAAGAAUGGGAAUUUGAGACCGCGUGACGAAAAGAAGUUCGCAAUUUUUGACAAGAUACGCGCCACAAGUGAGAAUAAUUUUAACAAGCAAAAUGGGAUCGCUAUCUCGGAUUUUGUGGAGUCGAUCAAGGCCAAGUCGAGCAUCUGAUGAGUGAAAUGGGCCUCUAAUACAUUUAUUAACACACGUUUAUUUGCCCAGUUGACAAUAAUCAAAUUAUUCUCAGUAAUAAUGUACUUUUAUCUAUUUUAAGACGAAUUAUAUCAAAGCUGUGUUUA